Messenger RNA from Corythoichthys intestinalis (scribbled pipefish), 3524 nucleotides. RefSeq names its product centrosomal protein 78 (gene cep78). The record is from RefSeq and is a predicted model, not a curated record. Bases 221 to 2497 code for a protein of 758 amino acids. Gene Ontology annotation, molecular function: protein binding. The transcript is spliced from 17 exons. Gene Ontology annotation, cellular component: centrosome. NCBI's taxonomy places the organism in Eukaryota, Metazoa, Chordata, Actinopteri, Syngnathiformes, Syngnathidae.
AACGUACAUGAGUACGACGAAGAAGGUGGCGUCACUUUUUAAACGUCCACUGACUCUUCCCGUCUACAUUCGAUAACAGAACCCGCCAAACAUAUUCGUUACCGGUACUGAAACAGCCACAAUUGUUUUUCGAAGGUUCAGUCAGUGAAUGCGUUUGCCUGACUUCGGUGUAGGCAGUUCGGGUUCAGUUGCCAUUCAGUGACUCUGCAAUUUCUAAGGAAUGGGCCAAGACAGUAUUCAGAUGAAGAGGCAGGGUGCCGACAACUUCACGGAAUACUACAACUAUGCCUGCACCCAACAAGGAUCCACCCCCCUCGCUGUUGUGAAAAUGCACAUAGACAAGGGCAUCCUGGAUUUCAAUGGAGACAGGGCCAAACUCGCAGAUUGGUCCCCCAUCCUGGACUCCAUCUCAAUCAAUAAACACCUUCACCACAUUGCAAUUAUUAGCACGUUCCAAACAAGCCACGGGUGUGGAGAUGCAGAUAGAAGGUACUACAAGUCACUGUUCAGGAAAAAGGUCCCAGCUCUACGUUCUAAAGAAAUAACUUUCAAGUUUUGUAAGGCCCUGAAGGAGUGUCUGUCCAUCUCUCCCAACUUGAAGAUAUUAAAGCUUAAUGGGCUGCCGCUGAGGAGUAGAGACCUUGUAAAUUUGACAAAGGGUAUAGCAAAAAGUGUUUCCUUGGAAGCUCUUUCUUUGGCAAAUUGUCCUAUUGCUGAUGAGGGCCUGGAGGUUAUUUGCCAAAGUGUGAAAUACUCUACAAGAAUCAAAGAAGUAGAUUUUUCAGGGUGCAAUAUUACGUGGAGGGGAGCUGAGCAUCUCGUCAACAUCAUACAGCAUCAGGGAAUACAGAGGCAUGGUUCCGCAUGGGCACAAUCCUUGCGGUAUCAACAGCCAAAAUUUGAGGGUAUGGGUGGUCUCCGACGUCUCACUCUCAACUGUAACACUUUGAUCGGGGACCUGGGUGCAGCUCGUCUGGCACGUGAACUGGCCGAAGACGUCUGGCUUAAAGCUGUGGACCUUCAGAAAUGUGGCAUUUCCAAUCGAGGAGCUCGUUGUCUGCUGGAAGUUCUGAAGACAAAUUCUACUCUAUGCGUGCUGGACAUCCGGAAUAAUCCUUUAGUUGACAAUGCCAUAAUUAAGACCAUAAUAGAGAAAGCACUAAUGAGAGCUGAAGCACAAGCACCAGAGUACAGCUGGCUCACGCCAGCCGCCAAAGAGCCACCGAAAGCUUCUGCUUCUAAGCGGCAUGUGUCGUCUAGGGCGUCAACAGAGAAAACUGCCCCACAGAAAGUGACCUCUGUUCGAAACGAAAGCUCAGUCUCUAGUCAGCUUCAAAAGGCUGCCACCCGCUGCAGACAUGGGCCUCAACAUUCAGCUGCACGUGCUGGACGCCAGCGAGGCUUUCCUCCUGCAGAUGCGAAGAACUGUAGUUUCCUGGUAAGGCCUCACGAAGCCAGUCAGCUGAAUCUUGGAGGCCAAGCAGCGUCCACUGUGAAGGUUACAUUUGCAUCUGGUUCGGAGGAAGAGGAGAAUUGUGACGAAGAAGAGGCUGAAGCAGUGGUGGCAGGGGAUCAAAAAAGAUUACAUGGAAGCCGCCAGGACAGUGACGUUGAUCGUCGACUGGAACGUAUGCAGAUAGCGCUACAGGAAUGUCGUUUGAGAUUGGGAGAGGAGCGCAGAGCCAGGCUCAAAGCGGAAUCAUAUCUCAGAGAGGUUGAGCUGGAAAAUGCUCGUCUUCGUGAUAACAACCUCGCGCCGCCUAACUUCAGCGCCCUGGAAGAUGAAGAUGUUCUGGAGAGCAUUGAACGCUCCUUCACCAAGUUCCACGCCUUCCUGGAUCUCGUCAAGGAUGCUGGCCUAGGUCAGCUAGCAUCAAUGGCUGGCAUUGAAACAUCAGAUUUCCCGCCUUUGGGAAAACCGCAGCUCUCCUCCACACUUGGACCUGAGACCCAACGGAAUGGAGCAGCAUCAAGUGUAUGCCAUUAUGACGAUAUUCGUACGCAAAAUUCAGCCGCUGCUGCUCACCCUGAUGGCAUAGGUGACAUCAUUGAGACCCCCAUAUGUGCCUCUUCUCUCAAAAUGCCAUCGCAUCGGGAGGGACCACUGGGCAUGAACUUCAGAAAGGCUGCUGAAGCACAGGUGGACUUAAGCGUCAUAAGAGAAGAGGAGUCGGAUCAGUUCUUUAAACCCGAAACUCAGUAUGACUCCGGUUCAGAGCACAGCUUCCAUAGCCAGAGUUCCCGUCAUGAAAGUUGUCUGGCUUCAAGAAACAGCGGUUCCCAUCGUCCUUCUGGUCACAGCAAUUCUGCUCAUAGCCAUAGUUCUAACAGCAGGUGGAGCGCAGGCGAUAUCUUUAGAAACUUAACAGGUAACCAAGCGCACUCGCCAGGCUCGCAACAGCUGGGUGUCAUACAACGAUCUGGGUCAGAAACGUCAGAGGAGGAAAUCACCUCUAUGGUGACUUUGCAAGGAUACCCAGAUGGUGGAUUUUUUUAGAAUGUCCAACAAUCGAAGCUAUUUUUCAAGUUUUCUGUUCAGAUAGUUGCAAAUCUCUAUUAAUACUCACUCAGUGCCAAUGAUGACGAUAGACGUCAAAUCCAUUUCAACUGCUGAAUAGAUUGGACAACCGUCAAAUUUUACGACACAUCUAUUACCGUCAGUGGCAGACCACGAGUUGGCCUUGUGUACACACUUGGAAUUGAUCGUAGCGGAGCUUUAGAUACUUCUAUACCACCACGGAAGAAAACAUACAAACCUGUCUUUGUCACUGAACUGGUGUGUCUCCUAUAGAACCAGCUUCCUGAUUUAGACUGAAACUUUAGCACUGUUUAUCUGCAAACCCAAAUUCUUCUUCUUUAAUAAAACAUUGUUUACAAUGACUUUAUACCAUUAUUCCUGCUUUUGUGUCUUAAUGCCUCGAGUGACGAGCAAGCUCAUGUUCUAACUAUAGUGUAUGGCGAUCACUUUAACAUGUGAAUUAUCAAAGAUCCCACACUUGUUUGCGUGUCAAGACCUGUCAAGCUUACUGUUAUCAUGAGCGACCACAGUGCCAGACUCUACUUUGUACUUUCACUCUCUGUGGGAAAACUGUACUCCUGCUUUAUGAUCUCUCCUCAGACUCUGCUGAUAGGUUGUGGCAUUAUGGAGUGAGAACAGUCUGUAAACAGAAGAGGGAACAGUAAGAUCGAACAAAAGAAACACAGUGGGUGACAAUACACGUGACAUUUUUUUGUAAACAGUCUGACUGUGAUAAUGUCCUUUCUUAGCAAAUUAUACCACAACGGAAGGCUGUUGAUUUUUUUUUUUUUUUUUUUUUUGUGGACACUUUCAGGGACAGUGGUCACUCACUGCAAUGGACAGAUUCAAAAGUUGAGACUUAAAGGUAUGACUGUAUACAGAUUUUUUUGUGUUAAUUUAAAAUACUGUACCUUUCUAUUCCAUGCAUGCUCCCUCUAACAAUGCCCCGAUAAGUACACAGAGCCCUGACAUUUUAAAUGAGAAUAAAUAAAUAAAGGAGAAAGGG